Molecule: messenger RNA, 4544 nt
Organism: Colius striatus (speckled mousebird)
Lineage: Eukaryota; Metazoa; Chordata; Aves; Coliiformes; Coliidae
Gene: STK4
Product: serine/threonine kinase 4
Exons: 11
Coding region: 87-1547 (486 amino acids)
Biological process (GO): intracellular signal transduction; protein phosphorylation; regulation of MAPK cascade
Cellular component (GO): cytoplasm
Molecular function (GO): protein serine/threonine kinase activity; ATP binding
Source: RefSeq, a predicted model, not a curated record
GAAGCGGCGCACGGCGCGGGGGGCUGCCAUGGGCGGCUGAGCGCGGCAGCGAGCGAGCGACGGAGCGGCCGCCGCCCCGCAGCGCCAUGGAGACGGUGCAGCUGCGGAACCCGCGCCGGCAGCUGAAGAAGUUAGAUGAAGACAGUUUAACGAAGCAACCUGAAGAAGUCUUUGAUGUCUUGGAGAAGCUUGGGGAAGGUUCCUAUGGCAGUGUGUUCAAAGCCAUUCAUAAAGAAACUGGUCAAGUGGUUGCAAUCAAGCAAGUUCCUGUGGAAUCUGACCUGCAAGAGAUCAUAAAGGAAAUCUCCAUCAUGCAGCAAUGUGACAGUCCUCACGUGGUGAAAUAUUAUGGCAGCUAUUUUAAGAACACAGACCUGUGGAUAGUGAUGGAGUACUGCGGCGCCGGAUCUGUCUCUGAUAUCAUUCGCUUACGAAACAAAACUCUCACAGAAGAGGAAAUUGCUACGAUAGUGCAAUCAACACUGAAAGGACUGGAGUACCUGCAUUUUAUGAGGAAAAUACACAGGGACAUCAAAGCUGGAAAUAUAUUGCUAAAUACAGAAGGACAUGCUAAACUUGCAGAUUUUGGAGUGGCAGGACAACUUACAGACACCAUGGCAAAGCGGAACACAGUUAUAGGGACCCCAUUUUGGAUGGCUCCAGAAGUGAUUCAAGAAAUUGGAUAUAAUUGUGUUGCAGACAUCUGGUCUCUGGGAAUCACUGCAAUAGAAAUGGCUGAAGGCAAACCACCAUAUGCAGAUAUCCAUCCUAUGAGGGCAAUUUUCAUGAUUCCAACCAACCCACCUCCAACAUUCCGGAAACCAGAGCUCUGGUCAAACUCUUUCACAGACUUUGUCAAACAGUGUCUUGUUAAGAGCCCGGAGCAGCGUGCCACUGCAACACAGCUUCUACAGCACCCCUUUGUUAAAAGUGCCAAAGGAGUGUCAAUUCUGCGAGACUUGAUUAACGAGGCCAUGGACAUCAAGCUGAAACGUCAGGAGGCACAACAGCGGGAACUAGAUCAAGAGGAUGAAGAGAAUUCAGAAGAAGAUGAAACUGAUUCUGGUACCAUGGUGAGGGCAAGUGGAGAUGAAACUGGUACCAUAAGAGCUGUCAACACGAUGAGCGAUGGAGCCAACACAAUGAUAGAACACGAUGGCACCCUGGAAUCCCAGUUGGGUACAAUGGUGAUAAACACAGAAGAGGAGGAGGAGGAGGGCACCAUGAAAAGGAGGGAUGAGACGAUGCAGCCAGCCAAACCAUCGUUCCUUGAAUAUUUUGAGCAAAAGGAGAAGGAGAAUCAAAUCAAUAGCUUUGGGAAGAAUGUGUCUGGCCAGACAAAAAAUUCAUCUGAUUGGAAAGUACCACAGGAUGGAGGCUACGAAUUUCUAAAGACUUGGAGCGUUGAUGAGCUUCAGAGGAGGCUCUCAGCCCUGGACCCCAUGAUGGAGCAGGAGAUCGAGGAGAUCCGCCAGAAGUACCAGUCCAAGCGGCAGCCCAUCCUCGAUGCCAUUGAAGCCAAGAAGCGGCGGCAGCAGAACUUCUGAGCCACUGGUAGAAUGUUCUUCCACCCUCCAGCGACCUGCUCCUUUGCUUUUCUGACUACUGAACAGAUUGAUUUCUAUUGAAAUACGACAGCAAAAUAGAGGGCAAUACUUCUGCUCGUUUAUUUUUCCAUAGCACCUUUGUGAACUCAGGAACAGCGGUCAGUGGAGAAUCCUAAGGGCAUGUUUUGAUGUCAGACCUGUAUUUAAAACAUGAUUCCGAAGGAGUUUUGUUACUGUUGUUUUUUAGGAGAGUUGUUUUUAAAUCAGAGGAACAGAUAGAUAUAGGCUCAUGAAUGUUGGCUCUCUUUUCCAACUGAGCUGUCAGUAGUCUGUUCUGGUUGAAGUUCAUAUGGAUUGUGGUUGUUUAACAGCUGCAUCUUUUGUGGUUCUUCUUUUUGUUUUUCCUUUGUGAAUGCACAGACUCAGUUUCAAGCUGUUAACUGUAUUACUGUUAAGGUACUGAUAAGUUUUAGGUCACUGAAGAGAGCAGGUGAGAACAUGAACAAACUGUUCCAGCCUUUUGAAAGGAAACUUAAAUCUCAUUUUCUAAAGCCUGUAAUAAGCCCCAUGCCUUACACUGUGUGCUUUCAGCAAGUGUGGUUUUUCCAGGACCUCAGUUUUGUCCUCUUUUUGUCUCCUUUCUGAAUACGAGUAGAUGAAGCAUGUUGUGCCUCCCAUCAGAAAUCAUAUUCUGUAAUUUAAAAUCCCCACCAACUUAACACCAAAAGCCAGCUGGUACUCUGAUUCCCCUUUGUCUGUCUGUUUAUAAAUCUCCUUCAGGGAGACCCUGCUGACAGUGGAGUGCUGGGAAGAGCAAACAGGAUUUGAAUGGGUGGAAGCUGUGUGAACCUCUCUCAGGAGUGAGGUACUUGCCUGUGUCUGAGAGGACUUAAAUAUCUCCCCAGUUUGUGAAAUAUUUUAUGGGCUCCAUUUCAGAUUUACAUCUUUAGGUGCUUGAAUAAAAACCUGAUUUCACAACCCUUCACAUUUCUGCAAGAUUUAGCACAUCAGAGCUGUUGGAAAGAAAGUCAAGACUUUGUUGAAUUCAUAAAGAUGUGCAUUUGUGGUGAUGGAGUGAAGGUAGAGAUGAUCUGGCUGAGAAGACAAUUCCUGAUGUCCUACUAGAAGAGAUUCAGUCUCUUCCAGUUCCUCUGGAUGCUCUUCUUUCUUAUUCCCCUGCCAUUCCUGGCUGGCAUAACUCAGUGAACAACAGUGCCCCAGCGUAUACAAUCACUGUGAGCAUGGUGCAAUUAAAUCACACAGAGUGGAAAGUAAACCAGAAGCAGCAAAGUGAUCCCAGUUACAGGGCAGUGAGGAAGUGAUAGCCCUGCCUCAUGGCCUGUAACAGCAGAGGUGUGUAGUUUCAGUGUCUAGCAUAUGCUGCCAUAUUUGGACAGAGCAAGCAUUGCUACCAGCUUUGCUCUGACAGAGGGAACCUUUUCCAUGUCCUCCUGAAAUAGGCCUUAGUAUAUCACCUAGAAAAUUAAACUAAAUUGCAGUGUCUCCUCAAUCAAAUGCUGCUAGAGAGGUGAAGUGUUCAUUCCACACCUCCACAUGCUCCUGUUGCCCCUCAGAGCAGACUCCUGGCUGCUCUCACCAGUGAUGCUCCACUGCUGGGAAAGGAACCAAGCCGUUUGUACCCCCUCUGCCAUCCAGUUGUGUCUGUCUGUCUGGGUCUGAUAGGCAGUGUGAGCACAGCAAAGCAGCUGGCCCUGAGGGAAUGGGGAGGCAGCAGCAGUGUAUCUGUGAUGCUGAAGUAUGAGUACAUCCAGGGAUAACAGGCUGUUGGAUAGCCUCAAGGAUGGGAAAAGUUGUAAAGCCAAGUAAUUAAAAGGUUUAUUGCCGUUAACAGACUGAAACCCCUUAUUCUGGGCUCUCUCAUGAGGCCUAGUGGGGUGUUGAGUGAACAUCAGGCCUCACUCAGUGCUCCUCUGAAACCUGUGUAAUACUUUUUGCCCUAAACACGUGUUUGUUACAAGCAACCCUUUGCUUCAAAAUCCCUCCCACAACCCAGGAGGGAGCUGUCUGGUCAAGUGUUGGAUGUUGUAUUAGUCACGGGGGUGGAUCUGGCCCAACACCUCUGGUGUGAUGGACACAUGGAUGUGUGAGGUGAUAAUUGUGCAUUGCCUGUAUGUGGCUCAGGUCAAGCAGAUUCUAUCAGGAGGAGUUUUAUGUCUGCACUGUGUAGGUAAGUGUGUAGUGAUCAGAGGGCAUUACAAAACUCAAGUUUUAGGUGAAACACCACGGGAUGGUGUCUCUUAACAGAAUAUGCAACCUGUGACUGAAUGUAAGCACCCUUGAAAUACUCUGCUGAUGUGAUUGUCUUAAAAUACAGCAAACCAACCAAAAUAAGUAAAACUGGCCCAAUGGCUUAACUGUCUGAACCUUUCCUAAACUCUUGCAGUGGCUGAGACUUGUUGUUAGUUCUUGGACUUGGAGCCCUAAUGCAGAGGAAUUAUUUUCUCCUGCACUGAUUUUCAGUCUACCAGUGAGAAUAAUUCCCUUUUUGGUCCCUUUGCAGGAGUGUGUGAGAGCACAGUACCUGCCAUUUCUUGGAGCUAAGACCAAGGCCUGUACCAUAAGGGAAAGCUGUUCUGACAAAGUUUUUAAGCAAAAGGCUUAAUUGUGAAGGUGCAUCCAUCUGCUCCUUGGGUCCAUGUGCACUGCUGAAAGGGUGCUGGACAAACCUUUACUUUUGCUUCUCAAACCCACACAGAUGAUGUCAGUCACGUGAGACUUAAAAAUGUGAAGUUUGUAGCUUUAACUUUUUUGUAACAUAGAGAUGAGCAACACUGGCAUAAAGUGCUGACUUGAAAUGCUAUUUUGUAAGAUCUGGCUGUUUGUAUAUAAUAGUGUUGGGUCAUUAGUUUGUAUAUGUAUGAAAUAGUAACUGUUAUUGCAUUCCUCAGUUUGAUACAGGAGAUUUUGUUUGUUCUUUCUCAAUUAUCUUGCCUUAUUUGUUCAAAAGGACAAAUAAACUGUCCUUACCUGAAAGCA